Messenger RNA from Hylaeus volcanicus, 1397 nucleotides. Its product is annotated as protein FAM8A1. Bases 161 to 1084 code for a protein of 307 amino acids. The transcript is spliced from 6 exons. The record is from RefSeq and is a predicted model, not a curated record. NCBI's taxonomy places the organism in Eukaryota, Metazoa, Arthropoda, Insecta, Hymenoptera, Colletidae.
GCUUCUCAGUAUAGCCAGUAAGCAGUAAUUUUUUGUUUACGUUCGAAUCUUUCCUUAUCGUGCGUACUACGUGUUUCGAGUCGAAGUUCAUGAUCGAGCGAGUCUGUAUUUUUCCUGGUUAAAUUCGUCUCGCGUUUUAAACGCUGAAGAAAAUCGAAAAAUGGCGGAUGACAAAAAUGAGGACACAACAGAGGAUAAAUCCAGGGAAAAUAAAGACCAGCCGAAAAUGACAGCUGCAGAAGAACGUACGGAAUAUUUUAAAGAACUAGAGAAAUGGCUAUAUGAAGCAUACGCUUGGCAGAGUGUGGCUGCAAUGUUUCCAUAUUAUUUAAUGUCUGGUCAAAUAGUAAAUCCAGCAUCUGGUGUUCCACCAUUCCUACCUCAAACACCAAACGUAGCAAGUACACAAAGAUUAAUAAUUGGCACAAAUGAUCAACAGAAUGACCCACUAAGACAAAGAAGGGCUCAAGACCCUAUAGGACCUCCAUUCCAACCUCCUGGAGCUGAAGGUCUUGAAUAUCGUAUACCACCAAUAUGGAAACGAUUUGCAGCAGAGUUUAUAGAUUUGACAAUGUUUUUUCUAUUGAAGUUUUCUAUUGUUUUCGUCGCCAUUGAUGUUUUUGAUUUCAUAGAUAUAGAUGAUUUGCGAAUGAACUUGCGAAUUGAUUAUAAAAUGGCUUUAGACAUGACGUACGGAAUGUUAGUGUUGGAAUUGAUUAAUCGUGUGAUAGUGUGCAUCCUCGAGGCAAUCUGGCUACAGUAUGGUGUAAAUGGACGUGUGGGUGGUGCAACACCUGGAAAAUCUAUGAUGGGUUUGCGAGUCAUACAGUGUCGCAACGUCACACCCGUCGAUAGACCUAACGAUCCCGACGUCGUGCUUGUGUCGCCAGGAACAGACUUAGGAUUACCGCUUGCGCUUGGGCGAUCUAUAGUGAAAAAUAUGAUCUUAACAUUUUUAUUCCCCGUAUGUUUUGGUCUAUUUUUCUUUAGAUUUAACAGAACUGUUUACGAUUUACUUUGUGACUCUAUUGUGGUUGAAGACCCUCACAGAAACUUAAAUAAUAACAGACUCCAUCAGCAGUAAAUGUACGUUCCAAAAGAAUCAGAGAAACAUAAAAUAUAUCUAACUUGUAUAUGCUGUAUGUGUGUGAGGGCAAAUGUAAUAUGUACAUAAAUGUAUAAACCAAACAUAGCAACGUCGCGAAGUAUUUUUCUAAGGUGAAAGAUGAUUUGUAUGUGUACUAAUAAUGUAAUAAUGUAAAAGAGUAUGUAAAAUCUUGAAAACAAAUAUUUACAAGCUAUUUAAGGAGGGACACUUGCUUUAAUAUCUGCACAAAGUGUACAGAUUUCAACUACCGCAGUUACUAAUAAAAUAUUUUAUAAUUUAGUCUCAAGAA